UGCGCAUGUCUACUAUUUUGUGACACGACUCCUAAAUCCACGCAAUGAAAUAUACUAAAAGUCUUUGUAAAAUAUACUUUUUGAUAUGAAUUAAGUAGGUUGAUUGAUUAAUGAAGAUGUGGUCAUUUUUUUCUCGUGACCCGGCCAAAGACUUUCAUUAUGAUAUAGGAGAAAAGAUAACUGGUCUUGAAAACAAGUCGAUUUGGGCUAUUCACCAUGGAAAAAAGAAGGGAACAGGGGAACCUGUGACCAUAUUUACUUUUGAUGUGAAAUCAAGCAGUGAAUCACAAGUACAGGUGGCUAAAGGGGCAUUCAAGAGGAUCAAGACUCUUAGACAUCCAAACAUAGUGUCUUUCUUGGAUGGGGUCGAGACAGAUAAAGUGAUCUACUUUGCCACAGAAGCAGUUUUACCCCUUGAAAAUUAUCUAAAUGAGAGUGAAGAAAAUCGAAAUCUGAUGUCAAUAUCAUGGGGCAUCCAUCAAGUGGCUAAAGGUUUGUCAUUCCUCAUCAAUGACUGUAAUCUGAUCCACAACAAUGUGUGUUUGUCUUCUGUGUUUGUCAAUCAAGCAGGGGAGUGGAAAUUAGGGGGUGUAGACUAUAUGUACCCUGCCCAGGGGCAGGACAGUGUACCUCCUGUUAAAAUCCUCCCCCUCCUUGACAGAUAUGAUCCACCAGAAAAGGCAGAGAAUCGAAGAGGUGCAAGAACAGAGAAAUGGUCAACUGAUAUGUGGGGCCUGGGUUGCUUGAUAUGGGAGGUGUUUAAUGGCCCAUUGACACAGACUAGUGCUCUGAAAUCAGUUGGAAAGAUUCCAAAAUCUUUAGUGCCAAAUUACUGUGAACUAGUUGGAGCCAAUCCAAAGUCUCGCCCAAAUCCUGCCAAAUUCAUUGAAAGCUGUAGAACUGGUAAUGGAUUUAUGCAGAACUCAUUUGUCAAGACAAUGCUCUUCUUGGAUGAAAUUCAGAUCAAAGAUCAGUCAGAGAAAACAAAGUUCUUUGCCAAUCUAGCACCAUCAUUAGAUGAAUUUCCAAAAGCUUUCUGUAAAAAUAAGAUUCUGCCCCAGUUAUUGAAUGCAUUUGAAUAUGGUGAUGCUGGCUCCCACAUUCUAGCUCCAUUAUUCAAGAUUGGAAAAUUUCUGGAUGCAGAAGAAUACCAGAAUAGAAUAGUUCCCUGUGUUGUCAAACUAUUUACUUCUCCAGACCGAGCCACGAGAGUCAAACUUCUACAGCAGAUCGACACUUUUGUCGAGUACCUCCAGUCAGCGACUGUAAAUGACAAAAUUUUUCCUCACAUUAUCCAUGGCUUUACAGACACAAACCCUGUGGUCAGGGAAUCUACAAUUAAGGCUAUAGUUUUUAUUGCCCCCAAAUUGAACUACAAGAAUUUAAACGAGGAGGUAAUGAAACACUUUGCCAGACUGCAGGCCAAAGAUGAUCAGGGUGGAAUAAGAACAAACACCACAGUAUGUCUAGGGAAGAUAGCCUGUCAUCUGAAUCCACAAGUGAGACAGAAGAUGAUAUCCUCUGCCUUUCUGAGGGCCCUGAAGGAUCCCUUUCCCCCCGCCAGACAGGCAGGGAUACUAGGCAUGGUGUCCACCCAGAACUUUUUCACAUUGAAUGAAAUAGCUCAGAGGUUAUUACCAGCUAUGUGUUCCAUGACCAGAGACCCAGAGAAAGGGGUUAGAGAUCAGGCAUUCAGGGGAAUAAAGUGCUUUGUAGAAAAGUUAGAAAAGGUUUCUGAAAAUCCCGAGUUAGAAGCAGAGAUGGAGAAGGAUGUUUUGUCUGGAGGUUCUUCAGUCUCUAGCAGUGCUGCCAGCUGGGCUGGGUGGGCGGUGACAGGAGUGUCCUCCCUUACAUCCAAACUGUACAAAAAGGACGGCACAAGACAGAAAGCAACUGGACCACCAGGACCAGCAAAAAAUGUUGGUGAACUUCCAAAAAAGCCUACUCCAAAACCAGUGACUGAUAAUCCAUCAGCCCCAGAACCAAGUCAAACCGAGGAGGAGACAGGAUGGGACGAGGAAGGCUGGGGAGAAAUUGAUGAUACUCCAGAUAUUGAUGAGGAGUCGAGUGAGCCUCGGGCUACUGACGGCUGGGAUGACAAUGAUGAGGAGGACUGGGGUAGUCUGGAGGAUACAGCCCCAAAGAGUGCUGGUCCUGAAAAAUCAUCAGGCAAUUCCAUGAAGCUUGGUUCUAAAAAAGAAGUGGAUGACUGGGGAGGAGACUUUGGUAAUGAAUUUGUGAGUACUGAGGACAGUGGUCUAACAAUGGCUGGGGAAUACAACUGGGGGAAUACAACAGAAACUGGCCAGGAAGACUUCUUUUCUUCAGCUAUGGGACUCCCAAAACAAAAACCAGCAAAAACAAAACCUAAGUCCAGUCCAUCCAGUUCUAGAUCCAGUCCAGCGCCAUCUAGUGGUUUAGCUAGUCAACAAAAGGCUUCAAAAGUGGAGUCUGGGUGGGACGUGGAAGACUCAGGGUGGGGGACAGAUGAGUGGGGUCCUGUAGGGUCAACAAACAAAACCACAGUCCAGAGUCGACCAGCCAAACAGAAGAGUCCUAGUCCUCCUCAAGACACUUCAGGGUGGGACCAAUCUGGCUGGGGUGAUGGCGACGACUGGGGAGCAGCAGGUACCAACAAAAUUGAUGAAGCAAGGAGGAAAAAGGAGGAAAGGGAAGAAAAGAGAUUACAGAGACAGAGAGAAAUAGAGGAGAGGCGUGCAGCCAGGAAGGGUGGAGGGGCGCUGAAACUAGGGGCUAAGAAAACUGCUCUAGAUUGAUCAGUUCUUUGGAACAAACUGUGAUACAAACUAAGUUUUACAAUUAUGUGAGAAGAAAGGAGGUAAUAUUUUAGGUGUACAUAUUCCUGCCAAGAAGUGUCCAAUAUUUAAUUUUAUGCAAAAUCUGUAAGAAAAAGCUGAUGAAAUCCUAUACUAUAUAAAUUGUGUUGCAUAAAUGGAUGCCCAGUCUGAUUUUUGACACUGAACAGAAAAAUGAAUGCUAUUUUGGGAUUAAGUAAUAAAAAUGAUGAUAUUUUUUUAAAUUUUGAAUUUAUGAAACCAGUGUUAUUUCAUUUUUUUCUGAAUUUAUGAAUGUGGUUCAAUUAUACAAUUUUUCAUUAAACUGCUAUUUCUUAAGUAAUUUAUGUUAAAUUCAAUAUACAAGUAUCAGUUUUUCUUUUCUUUCAAAUAUUAAGCCUGCUUCAAUAUCUGGUGUACAUGUACGUUUAUUCCCCCGAUCUGAAUUUUAUGGGGAAAUACUUAUUUCAAAUCAGACUCUGCUUGAGAUGGACUGUUAAUUGUUUGACAUUGAAAACUGUUCUACUGUUGAAAUAUUAUUGAGGAUACAUGUACUUUUAACAUGUACCACAUUUCAAGGUGUAAUUGUUUGCAAGGGAUGUGCAAUACAUUGAUACAAUUCAGUUUUAAAAUUUCAUGACUACUGUAUGUUGGGUUUAUAAUUUACAGUAUUACCUGUAUGCAUAUUAUUAAUGAAAACAGAGAAUUUUUGUUCCUCACAAUUUAUUGCACUAAGUAUUUCAUGGGAAUAUAAAUAAAAUAAA
Molecule: messenger RNA, 3559 nt
Organism: Saccostrea echinata
Lineage: Eukaryota; Metazoa; Mollusca; Bivalvia; Ostreida; Ostreidae
Product: N-terminal kinase-like protein
Exons: 20
Coding region: 111-2777 (888 amino acids)
Biological process (GO): protein phosphorylation
Molecular function (GO): protein binding; protein kinase activity; ATP binding
Source: RefSeq, a predicted model, not a curated record